UUGGCAUUCAUUGCGUUUAAUUCCCACGAGUCGGCUGCGUGAGUUGUGCUAAGCUGUCCCCUAAUUUAGUAAACUUAGAACAAAUUUCUACCGGUUGUGUUUCACUUAACCCCAAAAACAAUCAACAAAAUGGUGUACCUCGUGAAAGACGGUGCUGACUUCAAGACUCAGCUGACGAAUGCUGGCGACAAGCUGGUCGUUGUGGACUUCUUUGCCACCUGGUGUGGACCCUGCAAGAUGAUUGCCCCCAAGCUGGAGGAAUUGUCCCAACAGUAUGCCGAAAAGAUUGUUGUUCUCAAGGUUGAUGUAGAUGAGUGCGAGUCUAUUGCCAUGGAAUACGAGGUGUCUAGCAUGCCCACGUUCCUGUUCAUCAAGAAUUCUGUCAAGGUGGACCAGUUUGUCGGCGCCAACAAAGACAAACUGACUGAAGCCAUUGAGAAGCUCAUCUAAGCAAUGCCUCAAAUGCCUUUUAAUGGAUUGUCCUUAAACAACAAGUGCAACAACAACUAUAACUAAAUGAAUAAGACAAUUCACCUAACGUAUUCAAGAGUUUUCUUUAUGAAAAAUGUAGUUAAUUAUUAUGUAUUCCAUAAGAGCAAAGUUUGCCAGUGACGUGUCCAGCACAUGCCUCAAACAUUCAAUCGAAUCCCUUAUUGCACUUGGUUAUCACCCAGAUUUAGAGCAUUACUUGGAACGAUUAACUUAUUUGAUGUGUUCAACACUGCAGCGCAGCAUAAAUAAUUCAGAUAUAAAAUAUUUGCAAAAGGUUGCUUUAAAUGUAAUUACAGACACAAAUUUUAUUAAUUCAUUAUAUAUUUAAUACGAAUUCCUUUUGUAGCGCUAAACACAUUGUAAACCCAUUGUCAACACAAACAAAAGUAGCAAACUCGAAAGAAAAUAAAUGUAAUAAAAAUGUUAAAGAA
Molecule: messenger RNA, 923 nt
Organism: Drosophila innubila
Lineage: Eukaryota; Metazoa; Arthropoda; Insecta; Diptera; Drosophilidae
Gene: Trx2
Product: thioredoxin-2
Exons: 3
Coding region: 130-450 (106 amino acids)
Molecular function (GO): protein-disulfide reductase activity
Source: RefSeq, a predicted model, not a curated record